AUGGCUUCCAGCAGCCGUGAUGGUGAUGAUGACGAUGGCGACGCGGCGCCCACUUAUACCAUCCCUCCGCGGAGACUCGGUGCGCUGGAACAUCCCCUGAUUAUCAAGGACCUCUCCAAGGGCAUUAAAACACUUGGCCCGAACAACGCCUUUCAAGCGAUCCUGGAUUCUGCCAGUCCUCAAAUCUCGGUGCCGUUGUACUUGCGCUACGAUAAUCCAACGGCAAGGCCCCUGACGUCGCACAAUGCUCUCACUCACAACGUGGUGCUGAAAAUUACAGUUCCCAAGCGCACCGGGAGGAAGCGCAAACGGUGUUCAGAUGGCCCCUGGGAGGGUGAGGUUGAGCCGGCAACUGGCGGCCAAGAUUUCCUCUCAUCUGCCAACGUCCUCUCCAGGGACAGGCAUGACAGCCCACGACUUCUCAGACGAAAACUUCAGGACAAUGUGGGAAAGUAUCAAGUCGAGCCGAUUGGUGUCAUCAACAACACCCACCGGUACAGGGGACUUGCCGAUUUUCAGUACGCCCUGGGAGAGUCCAAAUUCAUGACCAAAUUUGUCGACAAGGUACUUCCAGGGGACGUUGCCAAGCUCAAAGAAUUCAAGCUCCAGCCGGGCAUCGAGUCCGGCACCAACAUUGACCUGAUCCCGCCCCCGUCCUUCACUCCAAUGGGGCUCCCCUUUAGCUACAACUACGCCCAAAAUCCCUUCACCAAAGCGGUCAGCCCAGGACCAUCCGAUGCCUCCGGCAGCGGAUCCGAGGAUCAGGAGUACGACCGCGUCGUCAACCUCACCUCUCGAGUCCCCGCAGCGGGCUACUUCAUUGCGCACGAUGAGUACCCGGUCCCCACGGCGCCGCGCCGCCAACCCGACAUGUCCGACCCGCAAGUGGCCGCCAUCAUCACCGAGAUGCGCCUAGCCAUGGAGGAACGCCCCGUAUGGACGCGACGGAGCAUGUGGAACCGAUUGGGCAGCAAGUUCGCCGAGCUCCCCAAAAACGGCGGCCUCGUCCGCCACUGCCUGCAAUACGCCGGGUACCAGUUCAAGGGCGGCCCCUGGCGCGACGCUCUGGUCAAGUACGGCCUCGACCCGCGGUCUGAUCCCAAAUAUCGCAUCUACCAGACCCUAAUCUUCAAGCUCCACAAAACCCGCAUCGGCAGCGUCGGCCGCUCGUGGCAGGCCGUCCGCCGCAACGAGAUCGUCGUCUCCAACUUUGGCAAGGUCUCAGGAACGGGAAGCAACUACCCAGCCGCCGACCAGCAAGCCACCACCAACUCCUCCUCCUCCAAUUACACCGCCACUCCCUUCUACCUCAACACGCACAUAUUCAACGGCGAGGCCUUCAGCACCGACGGCAAAGUCUGGCAGGUGUGCGACAUCACGGACCCCCUACUGGCGCGCCUCUUCGCCGAGGCCGAAGUGCGCGAGACGUGCGAUCCAGAAGUUAGCGGCUUCUACUCGCGCGUGCUGUGGUCCGUCGCGAAAGCCAUCAUGAAGUGCAAGAUGCUGGCGAUCCGCUUCGGGCGGACCCUGACCGACGCCGACUUUGCCGACGCGCUCGAGGUGGUGCGUAACAGCAACAACCACCCCAACCUCGACGGUACCGACGGCAGUGGUGGUGGUGGCAGUGGCAGUGGGAAUACAAGCAUCGGCAUCACCCUGCCUGACUUGCACCUCACCCCUGCCGAGUGCGAGCAGCUGCGCGGCGGCAGGUCCCGGCCCCGCCCGGGCGCCAAGAAGUCCGCCAGAGACCGGUAUGAGGAGAAACGGAGAAAGACUCAUUACAGGGUCAGAAUCCCCAUCAAAGACAGCGAGGACCGUGAGGCGGUCAAGAUGAAGCGGCUCCUGACGCAGGCUGCCGCGGAGAGGAAGGCUGCUGCUGCGGCGGCGGAGGCGGAAGCGGAAGCGGAUUCGGGGGCUACGGCCGACGCCAUGGCUGGUGCGGGUGCCGCUGCUGCCGAGCCGAGGGACCCUUCAGCUGCUGCUACCGGCACUGGGGAUGAAGCGUCCUUGUGGCGCGAGGAGGGAAGGUUUGUGGUUGAGGAGGCCGCAGGUGCUCCUUCCGGGCCCAUUGUUAGCACAAGAGGUGCUCCGGAGGAAGAGGUGCGCGAGGAAGAACAGAGAGACACGGGCACGCUGCAAGAGUUUCUUGAUGAGAUGGAUGAGGAAGGGAGUGAGGAAGAUGAGGAAGGGGAAGAAGAAGAAGACGCCGAAGAGGAGGGAGACCUUAGUCCGGGCACGGGCAGGAAAAGGGUCUCGUUUCAGGUGGACGGGGAAGAAGAAGAAGAGGAGGAUGAGGAGGAGGAGGAGGAGGAGGAGGAGGAGGAGGAGGAGGAGGUUGAGGAUGAGGAUGACGAAGAAGGGGAGGGUUUCAGCGGGUCCGAUGAAGUUGACGAGGAUGAAUAUGACGCUGUUGAGGAUGAGGAAGAAGAGUAUUAUGACGAUGAAGAAGCGGGUGGGGGCUUUCCGCGGCCUUGGGAGGAUGAGGAAGGGUACGAAGACGACCAGGUUGAUGAUGGCGUUGAGAAUGGCGAGCGGUAUUACGAAGAGUAG
This is a messenger RNA of Canariomyces notabilis, 2550 nucleotides long. RefSeq lists its product as uncharacterized. The record is from RefSeq and is a predicted model, not a curated record. NCBI's taxonomy places the organism in Eukaryota, Fungi, Ascomycota, Sordariomycetes, Sordariales, Chaetomiaceae. Bases 1 to 2550 code for a protein of 849 amino acids. Gene Ontology annotation, molecular function: RNA polymerase III type 1 promoter sequence-specific DNA binding; RNA polymerase III type 2 promoter sequence-specific DNA binding. Gene Ontology annotation, biological process: transcription initiation at RNA polymerase III promoter. The transcript is spliced from 3 exons. Gene Ontology annotation, cellular component: transcription factor TFIIIC complex.